This is a messenger RNA of Ictidomys tridecemlineatus (thirteen-lined ground squirrel), 2532 nucleotides long. RefSeq names its product growth differentiation factor 6 (gene Gdf6). Lineage: Eukaryota; Metazoa; Chordata; Mammalia; Rodentia; Sciuridae. The record is from RefSeq and is a predicted model, not a curated record. Gene Ontology annotation, biological process: BMP signaling pathway. Gene Ontology annotation, molecular function: cytokine activity; growth factor activity. Gene Ontology annotation, cellular component: extracellular region.
GUGGCAGGCCCGGGUUUGUGUGCCUGGGACCCGGCUCUUCGCACUCGGAAUCUGCCCGAGGAGCCGGGCCCCAGCCGCUGUCCAGCUACUCCGUGCCCUUCGCGCCCAGCGCCGUCGCCGCCGCCUCUUGGGGAAACACGGCCACUUUCUCGCCAUGGAUACUCCCAGGGUCCUGCUCUGGGCCGUUUUCCUCAUCAGUUUCCUGUGGGAUUUGCCCGGUUUCCAGCAAGCUUCCAUCUCCUCCUCGUCCUCCGCUGAGUUGGACUCCACCAAGGGCAUAAGGAGCCGCAAGGAAGGAAAGAUGCCGCGGGUGCCGAGAGAGAAUGCCGCGGGUCGGACGCCCCAGGAGCUCCAGGAGCCCCAGUCGCAGCCGCAGGACGAGCCUCAGCGGCAAUCGUCUCAGCAGACCCCGGCGCAGGAGCAGCCCGGCCGAGGUCCGCGCGUGGUGCCCCAUGAGUACAUGCUGUCAAUCUACAGGACUUAUUCCAUUGCAGAGAAGCUGGGCAUCAAUGCCAGCUUUUUCCAGUCUUCCAAGUCGGCUAAUACGAUCACUAGCUUUGUAGACAGAGGACUAGACGAUCUCUCGCACACUCCUCUCCGGAGACAGAAGUAUUUGUUUGAUGUGUCCACGCUCUCAGACAAAGAAGAGCUGGUGGGCGCAGAGCUGCGGCUCUAUCGCCAGGCGCCCGCAGCGCCCUGGGGGCCUCCCUCAGGGCCACUCCACUUGCAGCUCUUCCCUUGCCUGUCGCCCCUGCUGUUGGACUCGAGGACCCUAGACCCGCAGGGGGCGCCCCCGGCCGGCUGGGAGGUCUUCGACGUGUGGCAGGGCCUGCGCCACCAGCCUUGGAAGCAGCUGUGCUUGGAGCUGCGGGCCGCGUGGGGCGAGCCAGACAUCGGGGAGGUGGAGUCGCGCCCUCGGGGACCCCAGCAACCGCCGCCCCCGGACCUGCGGAGUCUGGGCUUCGGCCGGAGGGUGCGGUCCCCACAGGAGCGCGCCCUGCUCGUGGUGUUCACCAGAUCCCAGCGCAAGAACCUGUUCGCUGAGAUGCGCGAACAGCUGGGCUCCGCUGAGGCUGCGGGUCCCGGUGCGGGCGCCGAGGGCUCGUGGCCACCGCCGUCGGGCGCCCCGGACGCCGGGCCUUGGCUGCCCUCGCCCGGUCGGCGGCGGCGGCGCACGGCCUUCGCCAGCCGUCACGGCAAACGGCACGGCAAGAAGUCGAGGCUACGCUGCAGUAAGAAGCCCUUGCACGUGAACUUCAAGGAGCUGGGCUGGGACGACUGGAUUAUCGCGCCCCUAGAGUACGAGGCUUAUCAUUGCGAGGGCGUGUGCGACUUCCCGCUGCGCUCGCACCUGGAGCCCACCAACCACGCCAUCAUCCAGACUCUGAUGAACUCCAUGGAUCCCGGCUCCACCCCACCCAGCUGCUGCGUGCCCACCAAAUUGACUCCCAUCAGCAUUCUGUACAUCGACGCGGGCAAUAAUGUGGUCUACAAGCAGUAUGAGGACAUGGUAGUGGAGUCGUGCGGCUGCAGGUAGCGGUGCCUUUCCUGCCGCCUUGGCCCGGGACGCAGGGGAGGCCUGACUGCAGAGAGCAGGAGGAGGAAGCUGGCCUUGGAGGAGGCUGCUGGGUGGGGUGGGGGACAGCCUGGACGCGAGAGCGAGAGCGGGUGCAAGAGAGAAGGGAGGGAGCACAGCUUUCCCAGAAACUUCCACCUGCCAGCCCAGAGGGAGAUAUGGAUUUUCACACCUUGCCUGGCCACCCUGGAAAAACAAGCCAAGGAGUUUAUUUGUGUUAUUGUUGUUGUUUCUCUUUAUUUUUGUGGCUUUGGAUUUCCUUGUGUUUCUCCCAGGUUUUGAUAGGAGGUAGGGGGAGGGGAGAUGCAUACCCAUUUCUCAAUUGCUCCAUGGAUUGAAAAGAAUAAUAGUUUAAAAAGGGAAACUGGAAGGAAGAAUCACCCACCUUUGAACAUAUCUUGGUUUGGUUGUUUCUACUUUUGUAAAGAAGGUGGGGGUCUUUCCAGCCAUGUCACAGCCCAUGCCUUGUGACCUCCCAAACAGAAGGUUUUAGGGAAUUGGCAAAUGGAAUAAGAAAGUCAGAAAGGGUUCUGCCUUGAGUGGAGCUUUGAGAGUGGUUGACCCAAGCGUCUUCGCUCCCUUGUAUAUUCCCAUGAAUUUACCAGUUCUGCCCUGGCCUCUUCCAGCACUGGGCAUUGGGUACCUCCAUCUCACUCCUGAGGGCUCAGGUCACUGGAUGUCUUUACUGUUGCUUUUUCUGGUGGGGGGAAAAGGGAGCUGGUAUGGAUGGAAUGACAAGAAUUAGUCCAUAUGGAACCCCCUGAAGGAUAAUGAGAAACCACAAGGCCUUCCUCUGACAGGGCUGACACCAAGGUCCAUUAGCCCAGGCUGGAGGUAGCCCACCCAAAAGCUCUUGGUGAUGUCUGUUUCUAAUUGAUUUCUUUAAAACAGAAUUUACCGAAAUUCAAACAUUUCCUUCUAAGGGGAAGGUGAUUUCCUAAUUAAAAAAAAAAAAA